Mirounga angustirostris (Northern elephant seal) is the source of this 2282-nucleotide messenger RNA. RefSeq names its product sperm acrosome associated 9 (gene SPACA9). The record is from RefSeq and is a predicted model, not a curated record. Bases 828 to 1508 code for a protein of 226 amino acids. Lineage: Eukaryota; Metazoa; Chordata; Mammalia; Carnivora; Phocidae. The transcript is spliced from 5 exons. Gene Ontology annotation, cellular component: acrosomal vesicle; sperm flagellum; ciliary base.
UACGUCAUCAGCGCGCGCCCGCCGGCCCUCCAGGCUGGAGCACGGCUUGGUCCCCGGCUCCUCGGCCCGCGCGACCAGCCGCCGCGGGGCAGGUGCUUCCCCGCGCGGGCCUCGCUCCGCAGUCUGCACGUCUCAGCGGGACCCCUCAGGCCGCUCCAGCAGUGGCCUUCUAGGACCAGAGGUGCCUCGGGAGGGCCCCCGGUGCUGGGACGCUCAGGGUCACGUCGACCCUCCCACCAACAGAGGGGAUGGGAGGCGGGUCCUGCGCUGGUUCCGCCGUCGCACCCCGACCCGGGCGUUGGGAGCUCUGAGGGCCGGCCCAGUUCUGUUCUCUGGGCCUCAGCUUCCCCAUCUUUAAAAUGAAUAGAGGCUGGGGAACGGUUUGAAAAAGUAGGGGAGUCCCUGGGGCGGGCGGGAAGGCCUAGGCUCACGGGGUGGGGCGGGGCUGCCACGUGACCCGAUUGCUAUGGCACCCACGGGAACAAUCGGGCCCGCGGCCCCGCCCCUUCUCAUCGACCUCCCCAGGCCUGGGAAGGGCCUCCCCGCCCUUCCGGGGCCCCAGACAUCCUUGGAGGCACUCCAGCUUCAGAGCGCUCUAUCGAGAAGUGCCUGCACCCUGUGCCUUUCAUCCACACUAAUUUGGCUGCAGUGACUCUCGUUCAAGGGACGAUCACUUUGGAUAGCUUAUUACAGCUCUUCUCACGACAUUCCUGGCGCGCAUGUCACAAGUCACUAGGAUCAAGAGCCACGUCAGUUUUGCUCUCAGGGGCUCUUGGGGCCACCAGCUGAGAUCCCCCUUCUCCUGUGAAUGACCACUGAGGAAGACAAUGAAUGAGGUGAAGGAGUCUCUUCGAAACAUCGAGCAGAAGUACAAGCUCUUCCAACAGCAACAGUUCACCUUCAUCGCCGCUCUGGAGCACUGCAGGGAGAACGCCCAUGACAAGAUCCGGCCCAUCGCCAGCAUCGGACAGGUGCAGAGCUACGCGGAGCAUUACUGCCACAACGCCACAGACCGGCGCGUUCUGCGCCUGUUCCUGGACAUCUGCGCAGAGCUGAGCAGGCUGUGUCAGCACUUCGAAGCCCUGCACUCCGGCAGCCCGGCCACCAGCAACCUGCUUGAGAAAUGCAAAUCCCUGGUUAGCCAAAGCAACGACCUGAGCAGCCUCAGGGCAAAGUACCCUCACGACGUGGUGAACCACCUCAGCUGUGACGAGGCCAGGAACCACUACGGAGGCAUCGUCAGCCUCAUCCCCAUCGUCCUGGACUUAAUGAAAGAAUGGGUCGCCCACUCGGAGAAGCUGCCCCGCAAAGCCCUGCAGCAUGUGAGUGAGCCCCAGGCACACCAGGAAGCCACCGGGGCGGCCGCUCGCCCUGCCUGGACCACAGGCACCCAGCCUCGGUUAAGGAAGCACAAACGUAGGCGACUUACAAAAGACAGCCCCAAACCUAGGGGGAAUGACACAGGAUGUCUCAAACCUCCCUGGAGACCGCCUGGCGGGAAACUGUAACUCAGAGCCGGCAAGCUGCUGCGUCCCGUAGGGUGCUUGGUCACUUAACUUGGUCUCCACCGGCUGAUCCAUUCUUUGGCGCCCACAGUCCCCGCCACGGAUGAACCCCAGAGGGCCUGCCCAAUAUACUGUUGAGAACCUCUCUCCCUCUGUCACGUUCACUUCUAAGCUCUCCUCGCCUCUGAGCCAAUGAAGAGGACCCCCACUUCCGGUGUUGGUGGGAGCGGGUGUCCCGGGGAGGCUGCUGAGAGCUGGGGUCACCGGCCUGCCCAGGUGCUCUGGGAGCUCCCAGCCCGCACCCUGCCGGGCCCGGCCACGCUGCAGGUCCGGCUUUCUGGGCCGAGCCGCCGAGCCGGAGGCCUGCCAGCUCCUUUCCCACCACAGCGGCAACUGUAGGCAAGGCUCGGCUCCUGCAAGAUCUGGCUGCUUGGCCUGCCAGGAUGCUGAGGGCCGGCACGGUGGACUUCCUCAGUGUGAUUAGGUCUCUGGACCAAAACCCAAAGGGGAACGAACCUGCCUUUGCUCUCCUUUACUUGGGAGAGGGGAGGCCAUGAGAGAAGCCGGAAGAAUUCUGAUUUUAUGGCUCCCGUGCAAGGACAGUUUCCUGAUUUUCACAACACAGUCAAGGCCCCGACAUUAUAGAAUGUGUCUCUGGCUUUUGCGCUUGCUGGAAGUUCUGACUGACUGUUGGCUUUUCCCUUCACAGGGGGCGACUUAGCUUCUGUGUUCUUGCUUCCUCGGGGGCGACCGUCAAGAAUAAAAAGUGUUCUCCCA